Molecule: messenger RNA, 1086 nt
Organism: Talaromyces proteolyticus
Lineage: Eukaryota; Fungi; Ascomycota; Eurotiomycetes; Eurotiales; Trichocomaceae
Exons: 3
Coding region: 1-1086 (361 amino acids)
Source: RefSeq, a predicted model, not a curated record
AUGCCGGAUCAAAUCGAUCGAGAUUGGACAGAGGAGGAGAAGUAUGGUCUGCUCACUGUAAUCCUCCGGAAUGCUGGUGUUCCUCCAAGUUCUCUCUUUGAGGUAUUCCGACAAUACAAUGUGAAACCGCCAUGGGAUGACAUGGCACUGCCGCCAGGUCGUACUCUGAACGAAUGUAAACAGCAGUUUACAGCUAUGUGGCAAACCAGUCAAUCUCAGCUACAUGCACGUCCAACAGAGUCUUGGCAAGUACCGCCUCCGCCUGCUGUAUUCCCAGCUUUCAAUCACCCGACGCCUGUGAAUCCAGCUCUUAGUAAUGAUCCUUAUACAUCACGAAAGCGACCACUCUAUUCGACAGAAAGACCUGCUAUUCCACGUGCUAUUCAACCAAGACCACCACAUAGCAUUGGACAAUUCAACAGUGAGGCCGGUUCUCCAGGCCCAGGAUCUCCUGGUUGGGCUGACUAUACCCCAGGAAAGGGUAGUGAGCCCCCAAGGAAGCGAGGAAGACCGAAUAAGGCAGAGGCAGAGCGGCGCAAGGCGGAGGCAGAAGCACGAGGUGAAUCAUAUCCUCCUCCACGGCGCCGAUCGUCCAAGACCAAGAAUCCAGCUACACCCUCUGGGGGUGCCAGUGCCACUAGCGACAGCUCGAUGGUUUCUCCGAUGCAUGUGGCCCAUACACCAGAACUACAGAAGCAAGAGAGAAUUCUAGACACUCUGGUAUCAAAGGACUUACCGGAGCAGAAUACUCAGCUAGGAAUAGAAGCCUCGGACGCUCCAGAUACAGAUCCUGUCAAAGGUAUAAUUCGCUCUCAGACUAGCCAAGACCGAAGACUUCCGCUUCCUCAUGAGUUUCCCGCAAGAAGAGAGAGCUUCAGUACACGGAAAUCACCCCAUGAAUCUCUCAUACCUCAAACUCGGACCCUUGAUCACCCAUUUGAUGCCUCGCCCAAGCCCCAGACAGAUGAAAAGAUAACACAUCCACCGACAGACCAUAUCAUUCAACAAGCAAAGAGCGGGCCACAGGUGCAUCCGAGCGGAGGUUAUAUUACGGCAAUAACACAUCCUGGAGAGACAAAAACAUAA